Copidosoma floridanum is the source of this 1316-nucleotide messenger RNA. RefSeq lists its product as uncharacterized. NCBI's taxonomy places the organism in Eukaryota, Metazoa, Arthropoda, Insecta, Hymenoptera, Encyrtidae. Gene Ontology annotation, biological process: regulation of transcription by RNA polymerase II. Gene Ontology annotation, molecular function: RNA polymerase II cis-regulatory region sequence-specific DNA binding; DNA-binding transcription factor activity, RNA polymerase II-specific. The record is from RefSeq and is a predicted model, not a curated record.
CACGCAUCCAAUGUUAUUGGUACUCAUAGCAUCUUAGUCAUACAUGCAACAUACAUUUGUCAAAGUGAAAUGAAGAUAUUGUUGGAUAAGUUUUAAAAGUGUGGUUUUUAUUGUUUUCGUAUUACAAUUUUUUUUAACUUAAUUUUUUAUGAUCGUGUUCAAUUUGUUCUUUAUUAUAAACUUAAACCAUCGCCCACUACUCUAAGACAAAUUUUAUACGUGUUUGUACAGCUUUGCUAUUAAUAUCCAAGAGUUAAUUAUUUUAAAAAUAAAUAUCUAUGAAGAAUCACUAAAAAUUUAAUAGGUGCAAUUCAUAGAAAUGGGAGUUAUCUCAAGAUUCAUUAAAGUAGAAGCAGUAUUGUGAAGUGAUAUAUUUUUAAAAAAGAAUGACCAUGGAUAGUAUGGAAGUAAUGAACUCUCAAGCCCACACAGCAGCGACUAGUCCUUUCAUGUUAUCAUCAUCGCCUCUAGGCCACCAUCAUGCUACUUUUAAUUUGCAAACAGUUCAACUUAGCUUUGACGCCUGUUUAACAUAUAACAGUUCAACAGCCUGUACAUCUAAUAACACUGGCUGUAUAAGUAACAUUAAUUUUAUUUCUGGAAUAUCUCCCGCUACAUCCAUAUCUGCUGUAGCGUCAGUACCAGCUACAAUGGCCACAUCUACAUUGACAUCAAUAAGCUCAAAGUCUAUUCCUACGCUAAGUCUAACUACGUCACCUGUUUCACAGCAAUGUGUAGAUCAAUCAGAACAGCGGCAAACAAAUAAUAAUUCUCAAAAUCAAGAACUAAGAAAACGAAUGGGCUUAGAAAAUCCUUCAAUAUCAGAUGAUUCUCAUACCAAUAUUAGAAAACGUCGAUUGCAACGUUCAACAUGUGAAAGCAUUAAAAAAGAUUGUGUUGAAUAUAAAAAUGUUGUGAAUGUUAUAGAUGAAAAAGAUAAACCAGGUGAUCUAAAUACACCAGUAACCACAAGUGGAGAUCUUCCAUCAUUUUUCGGUCCAGCUGCACUUGUAGAACCACCACCUAUUUCAGAAAAGGAUAUUGUAGAUCUAAGAAAAAGGCGGAACCAAGAGAUCGAGCAAGUUCGUUCUGCAAUAAGAGAAAUUAAAAAGACACUGAAAGCAAUACAAGAAAAGUAUGGGAACACGGCAAACGUUGUCAAGGAUGACCUUAAAAAUACGCUUAAGCAUCUAAAAUCAGCUGUUGUUAUAAGAGAACAACUAAGUGUCAAAGAAGAGUACUAUUGUAUACAGUGGAAGGAGAGUUUUGCAUCACUGAGAUACAGGCAAAAGAGAAGAUAUGAUUUCCAUCGGUAA